AUGCUUGUCUUGGCUAGAACCGUCCCUCGUGCUGCUGAAAAGGACCUUGGUAUCUUACAAAAUGGCCCUCAUCAUAUCUCUCGCAAUACAUCUAUUCAUCAAGGACAUCCUGUCAUUUUCGCUCAAUCCCCAGCAGCUCAAGGUUUAAGUCACCCGGUUUCACAUAUUUCGAACGCACCUCCCGAUCAGUACAGCAUCAAUGUCAGUUGAACAAUAAGAUUCCUUUCCCUGUGAUUUAAAAUACUGACAUCCUGUUUUAGUGGGCUGGACUUGCUUAUGAAGCUCCUGCCUCUGGCCAACGAUUUACCUUUAUUGGGGCUUAUUUAGUAGUGCCAGAAUACAGACUCCCUCCCAAUGCCGCUGAUGCAACAUAUCUGACCGCCCCUUGGGUUGGAAUUGAUGGUAUUGGACCGCCUUACCUCUUUCAAGCUGGUUUCACAAUCAGUAUGACAAAGCAGGGCGGUAAUGUUGAAACUGAAGCAAUUGCAUGGAUCGAAUGGCUUCCUCAAGAAUCUAUUCCUGUUCCCGAGUUCCAAUUUAAACCAGGAGAUACACUUGAGAUCAGAAUCUUUUCUGAUUGGAAUGCUGCGACCCAUGGUGUAAAAUCACUUUCGUCAACCACAACACCGGCCAACGGGUUGACAAAGAUCUUGAUGCACCAUCCCCAGAUUUCGCUCUCACUGGGCGUACAGCGGAAUGGAUUGUGGAAAAGGUUUACCUUGGCCCUCAACAAGGAAGCCUCCCCCUCACUGAAUUUGGUGCCAUUCAUUGGCCAAACUGUUACGCGGAAUCUAAGCCCGUUGGCGGUGGCGAUAUCGUGCGCUACGAUCUCCUUGGCACAACCAAAUACUUCAUUGGCGACGGAAGUACAAUCUGGACUGAUGUUGCUAUCUCGGGUCCUAACGACUUUUGGUUGGCAGUAA
Messenger RNA from Hymenoscyphus albidus, 923 nucleotides. The record is from the annotation of a GenBank genome assembly. Lineage: Eukaryota; Fungi; Ascomycota; Leotiomycetes; Helotiales; Helotiaceae.